AUGCAAUUUCAAAAAUUAAAAAGAUGUGAUCGAUUUUGGUAUGAAACAUCAGAUCCAUUCUUAAGGUUCAGUGAACCACAAUUGGCAGAGAUUAGAAAAAUAACAUUAUCUAAGGUUCUGUGCGAUAAUUCUGAUAGUAUUGACACUAUUCAGAGACAAAUCAUGGACUUACCAGACUCAUUCCUAAAUCCUCGGAUUCCAUGCUCUUCGAUGCCAUCCAUUGAUUUGACUCAAUGGAGAGAAAGAGGCAAUUCUUGUGUCGUCAACAACAGAGUUCUGGCCAUCGGAAGGGCUGACAGAAUAUCUCCGUGUGUUAACUGCAUUUGCACUUUUGAAGGGGCCAAAUGCCAAUCACUUCGUAUCAGUGAUUGCAACGAAUUAUUUUCAUUGCAUUCCCGACAGGAUGUCCUCAACGACUCCGUGUGUAAAGUCCAGUGCGCCUUCACUUUCACUCAUAAUAUGCGUUCCUCUCAGUCCUCAAGAAUAUCCAAUGUCUUUGGUUUCAGUCAAUGAGUCAAUGAUUUCCACAUAUUUUAGCACUAAAUUUGAAGCCGUCAUUACGAAAGGGGUUUAAGUCAACCGCCCGUUAACCCCUUAUAAACACAUAUUUUUUUAUAAUUUUUGAAAAAAAACAAAAAAAAUGAAAUAAAACUCGAGAGCCAUGAGUAUAGCCAUCAGUUCUUUCAAGUUUUGCCACAAUUUUUAAUCUGAAAUAUUGUUUUAAAGUUUGAGUUCAGCACUUAUUUAUGACCUGGACAUUCAUAAGUCCACAUACAACAGCUCAACAUUUAUACCAGGGAUAUAUAUCUUAUAUAUUAGCCAAACCGCACAUCAUAUGACCAUUGGUUGUCAAAUAUCUUCUAAUCUAUUCUAAGACUCAAGAAUUGUCUCAACAUUUCAUGAAUGAUACGAAAAAACACGAAUUGUUAACAGAUUUCCUUUUGACACAAAAAACUUUAAUCAAUGUUUGAGUCAUUUUAUUGAUGUUUCUGU
This is a messenger RNA of Oppiella nova, 993 nucleotides long. NCBI's taxonomy places the organism in Eukaryota, Metazoa, Arthropoda, Arachnida, Sarcoptiformes, Oppiidae. The record is from the annotation of a GenBank genome assembly.